Calidris pugnax (ruff) is the source of this 3930-nucleotide messenger RNA. It is a transcript of the gene MTMR3, whose product is annotated as myotubularin related protein 3. Gene Ontology annotation, biological process: regulation of autophagy; dephosphorylation. Lineage: Eukaryota; Metazoa; Chordata; Aves; Charadriiformes; Scolopacidae. Gene Ontology annotation, molecular function: metal ion binding; phosphatidylinositol-3,5-bisphosphate 3-phosphatase activity; phosphatidylinositol-3-phosphate phosphatase activity. Bases 307 to 3930 code for a protein of 1207 amino acids. The record is from RefSeq and is a predicted model, not a curated record. The transcript has 21 exons.
GCCGUGCCCGCGUCCCGUGCGGCCGCCAUGUUGUUGUGGCUGUGAGAGGCGGCGGAGGCAGCCCCGGAGCCCAGCGACCCCGGCCCCAGGCAGGAGGCCGCGCCCCGGGAGGGGGUGUGGGGGCUCCGCGCCAUGCCCUGCCCCGCGCUGCCGAUGUGAGGUAUCAGAAGAGCAUCAUCUGGAACUUUCUGGGACAAAGAGCUCUGUUUUAUUCUCUCGUAUUCUUUGAUUUUAAUAGUAAGUGAAGAAGAGCCCCAAAGUGUUGUGACUAAAGACGAGGAGUUCUCCUCCUAUCCAGGGCCUGUCAUGGAUGAAGAGACUCAGCACAGCCUUGAAUGCAUCCAGGCUAAUCAGAUUUUUCCCAGGAAGCAGCUGAUCCGGGAGGAUGAGAACCUGCAGGUCCCAUUCAUUGAACUUCACGGGGAGAGUACGGAGUACGUGGGACGAGCGGAGGAUGCCAUCAUUGCACUUUCUAAUUACAGGCUUCACAUCAAAUUCAAGGAGUCUGUUGUGAAUGUCCCGUUGCAGCUUAUAGAAAGUGUUGAGUGCCGCGAUAUAUUUCAGCUUCAUUUGACUUGCAAAGACUGCAAGGUUAUAAGGUGUCAGUUUUCUACUUUUGAGCAGUGUCAGGACUGGCUGAAGCGACUGAACAACGCCAUCCGCCCCCCCUCCAAGAUAGAGGACCUCUUCUCCUUCGCCUACCACGCCUGGUGCAUGGAGGUGUACGCCAGCGAGAAGGAGCAGCACGGCGAUUUGUGUCGGCCGGGAGAACACGUAACUUCAAGGUUUAAAAAUGAAGUGGAGCGGAUGGGGUUCGAUAUGAACAAUGCCUGGAGGAUUUCCAACAUCAAUGAGAAGUACAAGCUCUGCGGCAGUUACCCCCAGGAGAUCAUCGUUCCUGCCUGGAUCACGGACAAGGAGCUGGAGAGCGUGGCAAGCUUUCGGUCCUGGAAACGUAUCCCUGCUGUUGUGUACAGGCACCAGAGCAAUGGGGCCGUCAUUUCCCGCUGUGGGCAGCCCGAGGUCAGUUGGUGGGGCUGGAGGAAUGCGGAUGAUGAACACCUUGUCCAGUCCGUGGCCAAAGCCUGUGCCUCAGAUUCGAGGUCCAACAGUAACAAAUUAAUGAAUGGCAAUUGUUCCAGAGACUUCUCCAAUGGAGGGGACCUCUCUGAUGUGGAAUUUGAUUCCUCAAUCUCCAACGCGUCAGGAGCAGAGAGCUUGGCCAUCCAGCCUCAGAAGCUUUUGAUCUUGGACGCCCGGUCUUACGCAGCGGCGGUGGCCAACAGAGCCAAAGGCGGAGGCUGUGAGUGCCCAGAGUAUUACCCAAACUGUGAAGUGGUGUUCAUGGGGAUGGCCAACAUUCAUUCCAUCCGGAAGAGCUUUCAGUCGCUGCGUUUACUCUGCACACAAAUGCCAGAUCCAGGAAAUUGGCUAUCGGCUCUGGAGAGCACCAAGUGGCUGCAGCACUUGUCCGUGCUCCUGAAAUCCGCGCUGCUGGUGGUUCACGCCGUGGACCGCGACCAGCGGCCGGUGCUGGUGCACUGCUCGGACGGCUGGGACCGCACGCCCCAGAUCGUGGCGCUGGCCAAGCUGCUGCUCGAUCCCUAUUACAGGACCACGGAGGGUUUCCAGGUGCUAGUGGAGACGGAGUGGCUGGAUUUUGGCCACAAGUUUGCCGAUCGCUGUGGCCAUGGUGAGAAUUCGGAUGACCUAAAUGAGCGCUGCCCAGUGUUUUUACAGUGGCUGGACUGCGUCCAUCAGCUCCAGAGGCAGUUCCCUUGCUCUUUCGAGUUUAACGAAGCAUUCCUUGUGAAACUGGUGCAGCACACCUACUCCUGCCUCUUUGGUACAUUCCUGUGCAACAACGCGAAAGAGAGAGGAGAGAAACACACUCAGGAACGGACCUGUUCUGUCUGGUCUCUGCUGCGGGCAGCAAACAAAGCCUUCAAAAACCUGCUCUACUCCUCCCAGUCUGAAUCCGUGCUGUACCCCGUGUGCCACGUGCGGAAUUUGAUGCUCUGGAGCGCCGUGUACCUGCCCUGCUCCUCCCCCUCCACCCCCGCAGACGACACCUGUGCCCCGUACCCCGUGCCAGGCUCCAGCCCUGAAGACCAGCCUCUGGGCAGGUUACCAAAGACAAGAUCCUUUGACAAUCUGACGACAGCCUGCGAUAGCAGCGUGCCCACCGCCAACCGCCGCAGCAGCGACCCCAGCCUCAACGAGAAGUGGCAGGAGCACCGGCGGUCGCUGGAGCUGAGCAGCCUGGGCAACCCUGGGGAGGAGCCCUUCGACGGGGACGGCCUGGGCAAAGCGGGCAGGGCUCCUCUGGGAGCAGAGCUCUCCGUGGCCGCCGGCGUGGCGGAGGGACAGAUGGAGAACAUUCUGCAAGAGGCCACUAAGGACGACGUUGGUCUGGAGGAGCACCUGAGGGGUAACCUGGAGACAGCAGGUAAAGGGGACGAGGUUGCCCUGGAUAAGGAGAAGAGAACUGAAAAUCUGCAUGUCUGUGAGAAGGCUGAGGAGGACGAAGGUAUCGCAACGAACAAUCCGGCGUCCAACCCACAUCCAGUUUCACAAGGUGCUUCUGAGCUCAAAGGCCAGCAGGACGAGCACGCUGAUCUCAGCAACGCUCUCCAGAAGCUACCUCAGGGGAAAGGACUGCAGGCAGCUCCCUUGGAGGGCUGUGUGAACAGAGAGGCUCAGCAGCAGCCGGAGGAGGAAGGUGUUGGCAAAGCUGAAGGCGAAGCAGAGAGCCCGUCCCACGCAGCACCGGCCGGCCUUCCCUUCCCUCUCACAGCCCCCUACGAGGCAAGAACAUCCAACGUUGAAAGUUCUACCGAAACCUUAACAGAGAAUGAAGCAAAGCAAGAGCUCCUUCCUAAGAGUCCUUGCCACAGACCUCACCGGAUGGACAACAGCGCUGACGGGCUUUCUCGAACUGUUGACCAUAGGCCAGAGGGGGAGAGCGUGCUAGAACUUCAAAAACUGGGAACAAAAGUGCAUAGGACUUCUGGUAGCAGCAACACACACAUCCCGAUGCCUUCCCCUUGUGCCUUGCCUUUAGCUGAAUGUAAGGAUGAGAUUGUGUGUAACGGGGAGCUGGAGCCCGAGAACAAGCUGGCGGAGAGGUCUGCGGGGUUCAGCAUCCCCCAGAAAUACCACGCGGCGAACGGGCACUGCCUGAACGGGGAGGACGGCCGGAUCAAAGCCUCGCUGAGCCGGCAGGUCUCCGCCGCCAGCUGCAGCUCCGCGCAGUUUCACUUGAGGAACUUGCACCAGAAGUGGAUGUUCAGUCACCUGGGUAAGCAGCAGGCAGCCGGGAGCCCGGAGCAACCCGCCAGAAGCCACCUGGACGAUGACGGGAUGCCCGUCUACACCGACGUCAUCCAGCAGCGCCUGCGCCAGAUAGAAACCGGCCACCAGCAGGAGGUGGAGACCUUGAAGAAGCAAGUGCAGGAGCUGAAGAGCCGGUUGGAGAGCCAGUUCCUCAACAGCUCCCUGCGGCUCAACGGCGACUACGGAGACGAAGUGACUUCUAUCCCCGACUCGGAAAGCAAUCUGGAUCAGAACUGCUUGUCUCGCUGCAGCACAGAGAUUUUCUCUGAAGCCAGCUGGGAGCAGGUGGAUAAACAGGACACAGAGGUGACGCGGUGGCUCCCGGACCACCUGGCAGCGCACUGCUACGGCUGCGACAGCGCCUUCUGGCUGGCCAGUCGGAAGCACCACUGCAGGGACGUUGAACGCGUUGGUCAGAUCUGGAAUUGUGGAAACGUGUUCUGCUCCAGUUGCUGUAACCAGAAGGUGCCCGUUCCCAGCCAGCAGCUCUUCGAGCCCAGCAGAGUCUGCAAAUCCUGCUAUCGCAGCUUGCACCCCAGCGGCUCCAGCCUUGACCUCGAACUGGACAAACCCAUCACUGCCACCUCCAAUUGA